Molecule: messenger RNA, 2409 nt
Organism: Patella vulgata (common limpet)
Lineage: Eukaryota; Metazoa; Mollusca; Gastropoda; Patellidae
Product: tripartite motif-containing protein 2-like
Exons: 1
Coding region: 249-1505 (418 amino acids)
Biological process (GO): positive regulation of DNA-templated transcription
Cellular component (GO): chromatin; nucleoplasm
Molecular function (GO): ubiquitin-protein transferase activity; protein binding; zinc ion binding
Source: RefSeq, a predicted model, not a curated record
AGUGUGGACAUCAAAAUACAUAGUGUGUAUGUUUAUCCUGUACACAUUAUACUGAAUUCUAGUGGCUGUUUUACUUCUGUAAUCUGAACUGUUUUAUAAAAAAAACGUAUAAAUAUACUCUGUGAAUAUUGCUGUAAUUUUAACAUAAACUGGAGAUUAUAUGAUAACUCAAUAACCACAAUGUGUGAAUAUAAGUGCUGUAGUUUUUACAUGGACUGUGUCUAACUGUGUUGUACAUAUCUAUAAAUAUGGCGGAAAGAGUCGAUGAUACACAUAGCUGUAGUAUCUGUUUAGAGGAUUUUACUAACCCGAAAAUACUACCAUGUUUUCACACGUUUUGUGAACAUUGUAUAGACGACCAUAUCAAAGCUCUUUCACAUCUCAACAAGUUUAAUUGUCCUAAUUGUAGAACAGAGAUUCAAGUACCUGAUGGGGGUGCAAGUGGGUUUUCAACAAACUUUUACAUCCAACCAAAAGGUGAAACACAAAAUCAUUUCUGUCGGAAACACAAGACAAAAGAAAUAGAUAUUUAUUGCCGAGAUUGUUCUGUUGCUGUUUGUGAUAGGUGUGUUAUAUUGGAUCAUACAACUCACUCAAAAACAGAUCUUACUAAUGUAGACCAAGAAAUCAGAGGAAAGUUAAACAUUAUAAAGCGGGAGUUAGAAGAGAAGGUUGACGAAGUCGCGAAACAUUGUGAAUCUUUAACCAAUCAAAUAUCUGAUAUCAAGAACCAAGCUAAAUUAGCCUGUGAUAAUGUCGAUACACGGGUUAAAAAGGUAUGUGACAAAGUCAAAAAACAUGGCGAUGAUAUAAAAUGUGAAAUGAAUAAAAUUCGUGAUGAAGAAAGUAACAAGUUACAGACAUUACAUGAAAAUUCGACCCAAUUCAAAAGUUCUCUACAGAACAGUUUGAAAUAUAUUAAUGGCGUGCUGAAUGGUAAAUCUACUGUUCCAGUUGUAGAUGCUUUAACCAAUGUACAAACACUGACUGAAGAUAGCAGAUCAACCAGUUUAGAUAUACCUCCAGUAAGAUAUGUCUAUUAUCGUAUGGUAGAUAUAGAUGUUAAAACUUUAGAAUCUUUACUUGGUGAAUUAGAAACAAUGGAGUCACCAACCUGGACAUCUAGUUUUAGUUUGUAUCGGGUGAAGACAUAUGAGUACUACUCUGGUGAUGAUAUAAUGAUACAAGGAAUGCCAUGGUAUGUAGAUGUUAGACGUCUUUCAGAUACACCAACAGUAGGGUGUUACCUGCGUCUGAGAGGAGUAGAUGAUAAAACAGUUAAAUCUGUUACAGCUAGUUAUACACUAAAACUAUUAAAUAUAAACGAUGUGAGUAAAUCUACAGUUGCACGACAUACAGCUACAUUUAUACCUGGUGGUAUUGGAUGGGGUAGUACGUUUAUAGAGUGGAAUAAACUAAAGGAUGUGACGAAUGGAUUUAUAGAAAACAACGAAAAAUUUACUGUGCAGGCGUCUGUAAAAAUAGACAACAUAGAAAGAUACUGACAUUUAUAUUACAGAACAUAGUACGAUAGAUGGGUGUCAUCAUAAUACAAGGAUAUAUCUCUAUUGUUAGUUCAAUACAAGGACAUAUCUCUAUUGAUGGGUGUCAUAAUAAUACAAGGAUAUAUCUCCUCUAUAAAAUAUGUUAGCUCAACCCAAAACAAAUGGAACUUGUUUAUUUGGAUGUCAAAUGAAAUAUAUUUUAAUAUUUAGCUUAUUGCUGACUGGUCCCUGGAUCCAUUCACUUGAUUUGAUAUUUGUUGUUUAUUUCUUGUAAUGUCUGUAGUUUAUCACGUCCCCAGGUUUGUUUUGUGUGUAGUGUGGUCCUCCUGCACUUACUAACAGAAUAAGGUAUGCGUCAGAGGUCUGUUGUGCAAAGUUCGUGUGUGAAAUUUUAUUCAGACAAAAUAAACAAACCAGCACCACCUAUAACUGUUGGAUAAAAUCUCUUGAUGGGCCUGUUUUUAACCUGACUGAAUCCUAGCUUGAAUAUUAUCAAACAUAGAUAUUUGAUUCUUAAUCAAUCAACGAUUUUAUUUUUAUGGUCUUACCUAUUUUAUUCUGAAGAUCAUUGAGAACAUCUGUAGUGGUAUAAGCCAAUUCUGGUGUAAUAUACAACAACCUGAACUGACCCUGAUAAACAUUGAUAUCACGUUAACCAGACAUAUAGAAGUGAUUUUCUAGCGCGUUUUCUCCUUGUCGGUGGUGCAGGACGGAGGCCUGACAAGGAACAGUGUUGAUUCGUUCAGAUUGGACGGAAAAGCGUAAUCCUGUGUACAUGUUAGUGUGCACGUUAAAGAAUUUGAAAUAAGUUUAUGCAUAAAAGUGUAUAUUUAUUACAAGGGAAAUGUUUAAAGUAGCUAAAUUAAGUCUCUUAACACAAUAUCAUCCAAAAUCUUCGACAUUC